This is a messenger RNA of Cryptococcus deneoformans JEC21, 4361 nucleotides long. RefSeq names its product expressed protein. The record is from RefSeq and is a predicted model, not a curated record. The coding region runs from base 137 to 1345 and encodes 402 amino acids. The transcript is spliced from 5 exons. NCBI's taxonomy places the organism in Eukaryota, Fungi, Basidiomycota, Tremellomycetes, Tremellales, Cryptococcaceae.
CUCGGUUGUUUCAUUCAAUGCUUUCCAAUCUACGGCUUUUCCAAGCAGCUUUCGUCAGCUCUGGUAGCUCUUGAAUGAUUCCUCCCAUUGUUCACAUCCAUACAUGUCACCGUGUGAAUAGCGAAAGUACAGAAGUAUGAGUUCGAAAAACUCAAAGAUCAUAGAGAGACAACCCCCAAAUCACGGAAGGAUAUAUUCAACGUUCAAAUACGCUGUCAAGGUCCCAUCAGACAUUACAUCCCCUCAAUUUGAUAUCUUGCAAACCAACGAAUGGAUCAAGGCAUCAUUACUUGAUUCACGAGGUCUGCCAACCCGGGAUGUAACAAUCCGGCGAGCAGGGAAGAUAGCUAAGGGUCAAAAUGCUGUACUACACAUCACUGUUUCGCCAUUAAAGAGUCACGAUUCCACAAAAUGGCCUGUGCGGCUUUGGGGCAUCCCACAUCUAAUCGUCCCUUAUCCGAAAGCCGAAUGGGCAAAGUGGCACAAGAGGAAUUAUAAUAAGGAAAUUUUUAAUCAAUGGGACGCAAAGGUGAAAGAGGGAUUUGAGGGUAAGGAUCAGUGGGGAAGAACCAAGAGAUGGGUCAAGACAAGUGCGUCGAAGAAAGGACUGGUGGUAUGGGUCAAAGAAAAACCGCAGGAUGUCAUAGAAGAGGAGAGCUUGUCGAAAACGCCUGCCAUAUCAGGGGUAUCUCCAUCAGUAUUCUAUAACGACCGUGAUUCGCAAUCUACCCAUGCGGGUUCGACGUUAGAGACCACCAUGCUUGCGGCUUCACCCCGGGAGAGCACAUUGCCUAAGUUUUCUGCUGUACUGAGACACAGUCCAGAUAGAAUCGAAAGAGCCAUUUCCACCAUCCUUACAGCCAAAAAAAGACCAAUAAUGGAUAUUCAGAGGCCAGUGGACCCUCGUCUGUCAUACACUUCAAAUGUGGUAAAGCGCCCAAGGCUGUCCGAUGGACCGGGACAACAGCCGUCAUCAGACGAUUUUCAAGGCAGACCCACCACGACAUUCCCACUGUCAGGCAUCAAACCAUGUAUCAUGCUCAACAAUCCAACAGACGGAGCCCAGCCUUCCUCUCUGAACAUUUCCACAAAUGAUCUGCAUUCUCAAAUACCUCCCUCAUUCCGAUCUCCCUCUCUCUCAGUCCCCGUGGAUACCACGAAGGCCUCUCUCGAUCUAAUCAAAUCACGAAUCAUAGACAAAAAAAAGCAGCUGCAAAGCUGGAGAGCAUUGAUGGAGGAGUUCCCAUCUAUGAGCAGCACGUUUACGAUGCAAAUUGAGAGGAAUGAACGGGAGCUUCAGAACCUUGAGAUGGAGCUUCAAAAAGUAUCAGGAUGCCAGAGCUAGCAAGUUGCCAGUCAUCCUUUUUAAGGGCUGAUGUAAAGUUGACUGGUAUUUCCGUCUUCUCUGCAUCAAAUGAAGUCAACAGUUAAUGAGAAACACUACAUAUAUUAGAUAUCGGUGAUGGUAUCAAAACUUUACUACGCCGUACAACCCAUUUACAGUCAUGACUCGGUACAUCAAAGGGAAGCCAUCUUCCUUUUUAGCCGCUCGCUGAACCUUGUGCCCUGGCUCAUCUUGCUAUUCAAACUAUUUAUCGAAUUUGCCGAGUCAACAUAAUCAUCGCUCACGGGUGCUUGGUCGCUGUCACCCGAUAAAGAUAUUGAAGGUGAAAUCACAAGACAUGUUUUGUCUUGUCGGCAUUUAUUUAAAGGUGAAGAGUUUGAUGAGGGGUUUAUAAAAGUGGACGGAGUUAGAUCUCGGCUCGAGACGGUGACAACCAACCCUCCAGAUUCGGGCUUGGACUUGGCCACCUCCGCUUCCUUUUCGACUUCUUCUUUUGCCUCUUUCAUCUUCUCCAUCUCUCCAUUAGCUUCCUUCUCACUCGCCGGGGGCAGACCCAACCUCACACUCCUCGCAUUAUCCGUAUACGCCUUUAUCGCCACCUGUGCCCCCUUUUUGACUUCAUACCUCACGGAACCCGCAUGCAUCCUCGGCCACUUGCCCGACCGACAUCGUCUGCUGACCCAUUUCUUCAUCCUACUACCUGGCGCUUUGUAGGAUGAAAGUGCGACGGUCUGGGUGAGGGGUCCGUAUGCUGGAAGAGGUUCGGAUGGAAGGGGGUGAAUGAGGGAUGGAGAAGAUGAUGGAAGGGAAGGACGAAAAUGGACGAGGCCGGGGAUAAAGUCAUCUGGUGUGGCGGUAGAAUGAAUGAGAUUGACGUGCUGCAUGAACUGGUUAAAGUCAUGUCCGUUAUAUUCGCAUCCUAUCCAUUCAAAGCAAGAAUAUCAGCCCUCAGCCUCCCGACUUUAUUUUGCCACAUCAUAUUCCAUUCAUCCAAAAGGUCCUUGGAACUUACCGCCAAAAGGACAUCUCGCCGAAACAAACUUCAUAUGCAAAACCAACACGUGCUGAUGCAGCUCGUUUCUCGUUCCAAACGCCUCUUGGCACUCCCCAUCUCCCCACAAACACCGAAUUUUCCUCUCGCCAUUCACUACCAUCUCGGGGAGGGUUCGGUUAGGGUGGAAAUGUGAUUGGAAGAUAUGUUUCUCGAGGACGGCCCAUGAAUUGAGGAUGGCUUCACAUUUUCCCCAGUGGCAUCGUGUUUCCCUAAUGAAGCGAAAAGUCAGAGGUUUGAUGGGAUUCGUCACGUUUUAUUUUGGCAAUAAUGAGAAGGAGGAGGGAUAUGGCGACCCUGUAACUUACCGUGCAUGAACAAAGACCUGCAGUUGAAUGUUAACAAUCUUCCUCGACGCGACUUUCUCCUUCUCUUUUUCCUUUUCCACCCGUUCUAUCAGUUGUCGCCUUGCUUCUUCCAUCGCCCGCUGCUGUUCCCUCCUGAUUAUCUCGAGGUCUAGACCUUGCAUUGGAGGAGGAAGGGGAGGAGGACGGUGGUAGGGAAGAGCAAGAAGGAGACGGGUCAGAAGAGUUUUAGACUGCUCAUCGUCGGUCUUUGGUUUGUAUAGAUCAUUAACAACAGGUCGAGCGAUUUUUUUUGCCUUCUUAUUGUCUUCCUUUUUCGCCUUACUAUCAGCAUACGACCUCUGAAUCUGGAGAUGUACCCUCUGCGAAUGCUUUGCAUCCCUCUGUGCACCCCGUGAGAGUUGAUACCGGCUGGACGACGGUUUGGACGCGGGUGCGGUUGCGGACGCAGGUUUAUGUGCACUUUGCUUCUUGCCAUCACCACUGCCAACACGAACAUCAUAAACGUGAUUUUGAUUUUGCAACUGAGACAAAGAAGAAGGGGAUUUUACUUGAGAUUGGAGGACUUGCAAAGGUGAGACUCGAGGACGAUGCGAUAGAGGAGGAGGAUAGGGAGAGUGAUCAUCAUAAUAAUCGAAUCUUGCUUCUCUCCCAUCCAUUCGGUGGGACGAAUGCAGAGGAGAAGGAGGAGUAGCAGCAGAGUAAGGAAUAUGGCGAGCGUAUGGGUGGUGAUAGUAUCUGUGCUUUGGCUGAUAGGCUCGGUGAAAGUGAGCUGGGUAGUGGCCCGAGACUGAGAAAAGAGUCAGUGGUGGGUUGGCGCGAGAGGCGUGAAAGGGAGGAAGGUAAGCGGAAACAUUGUCGCGUUCUUCAGCGUAAGUGUCACAGAAAAAGCAAAGAGAGGGGCAUCGCUGUCUGAUCUUGACAUGCGCACAAUCAAAAGAUGAGGGACGAAGGAAGAGGUGAUAAGAAGGGAAGUCUGUGACACUUACAAGACUGUUCGGGUGCGGAGUAAUGAUGGUCAUAAUCAUCGUAGUCAUCACGAGCUGUAUCGAUAAUAUUUCGAGGCAUCUUGCUGAUGUGUGUGUCCAACGUGGCUAGAAGUGUAGCUGUUCUUUCUCCAGAAAACUGACCACUUUGGCAGCCUUAAUCGAGCUUUCUUCGCUGGCAAUGGAUGGCCGGAUAUGGGCAUCUGCCUGUUAGAUGAAGAAUAUUCGAUCGGUUUUCCGUUGUUCAACCUUCUGACGCCGCCUAGGUCCAGUCCACCGGUUCUUUAUUGCUUCUUAUCUCCGCUUAGUUUCCUAUUACUUCCUCCAUACUUUCAAUGAGGAUGGUAAUCUAUUUUCUUGACUGGAAACCCAAAGCCCCUACACCUCUUUAAAUAUAUACUUCUUCCCAUGAAAUACAACCGCCUCUGGGUAUCGUAAAAAGGAUCCUCCCUUCCAUGCAUCACAUCUAUCCUCCUCACAGACCCUAUUCAAAAAGUCCAGUGCACUUCCCCUUUUGGCUUCGAUAGACAAAGGAAGGAUGGUAGAUAGGUACAAAGGUGGGUUCAGCUGGGUAAAUAAAGGACUUGAUAGGGAUGUGAUGAUAGUAUGCGUAGAAUCGUUGAUGAAGACUUAUGUGCGCUGUUGUUUGGCUGGAGGAGGAGAGUGGUGCUAGC